UAGAAAAGGGCUUUAAAGAAAAAAGCCUUAUAAAAUCGGAUUGUUUUUUUCCAGUUCCAAUACAGAUAGAAAAAUCAGAAGGCGGAGAGAGGGAGGUUUCCGUAGCUGAGAAAACGAUACAGCCAUUACUAUCUACUGCCGAAGAAUAUAUGGAUUCUGAUUUGGACUCCUUUGAUGAUAUACUUCUUGAACCAGCUGUUGCCCAUGCUAGGGCUGCUGGGAAGUUUCAACCAAGGGCUAAGCCACGAGCAAGGAAGAUAACAUCCACAUCACUUCCUUCUGUGCUUCCAAGCAAUACCAGGGAAAAGUCUGAUUCAUCAUUCCCAACUACCUUGGACACUACAAAACCUGUUCAGUCUGUUAAUCCACUGGAUGAUAGAUUGAUAAGUCCAGUUGAUUCUUCUUUGGUUUUACCAUCGAUAGUACUUGGGAGUGAAGAACUCUUGGAAAACAAUAAAAAUAACCUGAAAUGUGAACCAUUGAACUCUUCAACCCAAACUGUUGGAAGAAGAGAGGAUCUAGCUUCUCCAGACUCUCUGCCUUCAGAGUUUGUGGUGACUGAUAGCAGCAACAAUGGAUAUUCUAACUUCUUGUUCAUAGAGGCAGGUUCCUCUAGGCUUGAUUUGGAUCCUGUUGAUGUCGUUGUUCCUGAUACUACUUCAAGUAAAGAGGUACAAAAUUUUGCCUCAAAAACUUUGAAGCGUUCAGAUGAUUCAAAUGACCAUUUCAUUGCAAUAAUUCCCACUAGCUCUGAUACAGCAGAAUCUCUUCAUUCUGUAGAUGUUACUGGUAAUGGAUCUAAGGUACCAGUAUCUUUGUCCAUGACUACCUUGGAUGUGGCUGGAGAACCUUGGAAAGACAAUGAUCGGUUGUCCCCGCAUGAAAAGGGGAGCUCGGUAACAUCAAACCUCUCGCCUGCAAGGGCAGAAAAUGCUGGUUCAGUGGCUGCAUCAUUGGAUGGUAAUGGUGAAUUGAAUUCUAGCCUCUUGAAAUCAGUAGAAGAUGUAGAUUCCUUGGGGUUUGAUUUGGAUCAACCAGAUAUUAUGUUUCCUGAAUGCCAUGCAAGUGACUCUAGGGCUGGUAAAAAAUUUCAACCGAAGGUUAGAUCCCAUCGCAGAAAGGAAAUAUCUGGAUCAUCAAUGGAACAACCUGCUACUGUUGCCGCUGUUAAUUCUCAUACAACACAACCUGUAGAGUCUGUUCUUACCAUGGAUAAACCUGUGGACCCAGUUUGUCCAUCCUCACCUAACCUGGACAAUGAGAGUAACGAGCCAUCAAAAGAAAAUGAAGUUUUACUUCCUCAUGACAACAAUUUGGAAUUAGUCAGUCCCUCAUCAAAAGAAUUCAUGCCCAAAGGGGAUAUGAGCUCCAAAGAAGCUUAUCUUGCAGGGUUAGAUUCCAACUUUGGUCAAAAGCCUUCUGGUGUUGCAGAUUCUCCAAUAGAGGUCAACUCGUUAGGGCUUGAUUUGGACCCUUUUGCUGAUAUUGUUCUCCCACCAGCUAUAAGCAAUGCGAGGGCUGGUGGAAAAUUUCAACCUAGAGGGAAGGCCCGGCCUCGAAAGGUAACAUCUGAGUCAAAUUCUUUUGCUGUAUCCGGUGCUACGGUGGAAGGGCCUGCUAGUGUUGUAUCCACUGUCUCAGAUAACCUACAGUCUGCUAAAUUUAUUGAUGUUGGAGAUGGUAGAUUGAUGGAUUCAGUUUAUUCAACUUUAACUACCAUGAAAAGCAUGGAAAGCAAAGAGGCAUUGAGAAAUGAUGACUGCACAAAUUCUGGAGUUCUAUUGUUCAAGGUUGACAGAAGUUCAGGAUUAGAGAAUUCUUCCCAUUUAGUUGCCUCUGAUGCUUUGCAUAUAGGUGAUAUUGAUAGAGAUCCACAUUCUGGGUUGGGAAAAUCAAUUGGUGAAAAUGCAGACAUAUUUUCAGGGCUGGAAUAUAUUCAUGAUUUUGUUACCCAAUCCCCGAGGACAGAAAUUCCACUUCCUGCUUCAAGUGAUGGAACAGAGGAACAUUCUAGAUUUCCAGCUCAAAUUUCCGUUAAUUCUUCAGCACCUGGUGCAUGCAAUGAGGCAACUGAAAAUGUUGUGACUUGUAAUGAAGCGGCUGUUGAGAUUGAUAAUGGGAAGCCACAGUCAGAUUUUCAGGAACCAGGGUCCUUCCCUGACUUUGAAAGUCCAGGCAUUUUGUCCGAGUCUGCCAUUGCAUUGGAAUGCUGUACCAGGAACACCCAGCCAAAAUCCAUGGUACAAAAUGGCAAAGAGAUACCUAGUACUAGCAUUCUUCCAGAUGCAUCUCCACCAAACACUCAGAUUGAUCCUUCUGAAUCUGUGUACAUUGAUGUAGGCUCCAUUCCUACCUUCCCAUCGGAGGAUGUUCUUGAUUAUUCAUCCAUUAGCUUUGGCAAUUUUAUUCCUGCGGACCCUACUAGGUCUGAGUUUCCAGUGAAUGAAGAACGAACAAACCUGGCAGAAACUUCUUGCUCCAGUGACUUAAAUAUUUUGCACCACGAAGAUGUAUCUACAGUGCCUGCAAAGGAGAGUUCUAAGGAUAGGAAAAGAAAGUCUUCUUCAGCAUCAUAUCUUGCUCAGAAUGAAAGUGUCAAAUCAGCAAGGCAACUGAGGAAAAGGACCAUUGCUUCACAAGUUGUUGAUGGGCCAGAGGAUGAAGCUCAGGAUAGUGAUGGCUUCCCUUCUGAACAUCGUAAUAGUUCUAUAGCAGACGGUGAUAUUGAUUAUGACUACAGAGUGGAUGAAGAUAACGAUAAUGAAGAUAAAGUGGAAAAUACAUCUAGCAGUAGAAGAGCUUCAAAAAAGUCAAAAAAACCUAUGGCUGAACAGGAAAAGAAACCUGUUAGUAGACGUAAGAGGAAAAAUGAUGCACCGGAACAGCCAAAUCAACAGUCACGCAAGAAGUUUUCUCAUUCCACUCGACGGAAAAGCAGAUUAAAAGAUUUGCUUAGCAUACCAGAGGAUGAAAUUGAUUACCAGAAGAUGCCUUUCAAAGAUAUUAUUUUGCUUGCUGGGUACAAGGAGGAUUUAGCUAUUAAAGAGGCAAAAGCUUCUAAGAAUUCAACAAAGAAAAGCAGUACAAAUUCUUUACAUGGGGAAGAAGAAGAUGAUACUGUCACUUCAGAGCAAGAUGGAGGCGUUGCUGAUGAUCAAUCAAAUUCCUUGUUUAAUUGCCAUUCUUUCAUGGAUAAAACACCAACUGCAAGAUGGUCAAAACAAGACACAGAGUUGUUUUAUGAGGGAAUUCGGCAAUUUGGGACUGAUCUGUCAAUGAUACAACAACUUUUCCCCGGGCGAACGCGUCAUCAAAUCAAGUUGAAAUAUAAGAAGGAGGAGCGUCAACAUCCAUUAAGGCUCUCUGAAGCCCUGAGCAAUCGUGCUAAAGAUCAUUCGUAUUUUGAAAAAGUGAUGGAGCAGCUGCAACAAGUUGCUGCCCAGGAAGAACGGGAAUCUAACAGGGGCAACUCUGUCAGUUUGACUGACGAUGAGGAGGCCCAGUUGAAUCCUGAAACUAAUGAAGAAGUGGCAAAAUCUGAUGAGCAGGAUGAAGAUGUAACAGUUGAUCAGGAUGGAGACCCUUUGAAGUAUGAUGAGGAUGAUGAUGACUUUGAUAUAUGGGGCUCAUAUAAGAGUGAAUAUUGAUUAUAAGGUUGAAGAUGAGCUUUUUUCUGUAAAUUGCCGUUUCUUCCCCUUAAUGUUAUUUUUCACGGGUAGUAUAUGUUUGUACUUAUUUAAUUAGUGCAUGGUCAAAAUUUUCUGGCUUAUGGAAAUAUUGUCCAAAUUCAUUAACAAAAGUUUCUCUUUGAUCA
Molecule: messenger RNA, 3814 nt
Organism: Manihot esculenta (cassava)
Lineage: Eukaryota; Viridiplantae; Streptophyta; Magnoliopsida; Malpighiales; Euphorbiaceae
Exons: 20
Coding region: 150-3647 (1165 amino acids)
Biological process (GO): RNA polymerase III preinitiation complex assembly
Cellular component (GO): transcription factor TFIIIB complex
Molecular function (GO): TFIIIC-class transcription factor complex binding
Source: RefSeq, a predicted model, not a curated record